AUGAUAUUGACUCAAAAUAUUUCCAGAUCCUUGGUGGCACAUAGUGCUUGUGACAUUGUUCAAUGGUCAGGUAAUCUGCAACUAGCCAUCAAUGGAGAAAAUCAAUUGGUGAUAUUGGAUCCUAAACUUCCAAAUCUACACAAAUCCAUUAUCUCACAAGUGGAGUAUAAUCAUACAAUUGAAAACUUUUCGACCGAUAAGAAUGUUUUGAAUACCGAAGAUAUGUUCUCCCAAAGUUCUAUUUUGCAUACGGAGAAACUCAUCCAGUUGGAUGUCGGGAAAUUCAAUAAGGUGACAUUCAACUCUUCCUCAUCCACAUUUGAGUUCAAUAGAAUAACAGAACCUUGUUUUGUUAAACAUCAAUGGUCUCAGUUGUCUCCAUCGGACAAAAACUGUUAUCUUGGAGUACUAUUAAACACAGGAGAAUUUUUGGUAUUAAAGAGAACAAGCAAGUUCUCGGAUCAAUAUAUAGUGGUGCAUAAUUUCUUUGAUGUACUACUAGAGGUAAACGGUAUAGAAGAUGCUGACGAGAUAACCAUUGAUCACCUGCAAUAUAGGAGUUUGAAGGUCAAAGACUUCAAUUUUGUUCAGGUUUCAAAUUCAUUGCACAUAAGCGUCUUGACAGAAAGUGGUGAAAUUAUAUUCUUCAAGGAUGGACAGGUUGAGUUUUCUAUACCUGCCUCGGCUAGUGCAAUUGCUUACGAAGCAAUUCAGUAUGACGGUAUCACCUACAUUGCCUGGAAAACAAUAGAUAAUGAGGUAUAUGUGUAUGAUUCUACCAGCGGAUCCCGUUUAAUUCUAAUGGCAUCUCGGUUCAAAAUCGGUAAGCUCUUAUGGGACAGCUCCAGGCUAUUUGUCACCAGGUACAGAAAAGUCGCUGUGUAUCAUACAUCUGGAGAUUUUUUCGAUGUGGACAUUGGCGAAGGAAAUAUCGCCAGCAUAGUUCCCCUUGGAGAUAAAGUGAUAAUUGCAUAUGACCAUGGGAAGUUUGAUAUUGUUGACUUGGCUACGAAGACUGUAUCGCCUUGUACAGUUUUGGAAAAGUAUGUGUCUAACCAUUUAUUGAAGUAUCUGCUAAAUGGCGAUGACAACAAGAACUUAAGUACUGACGGGAAUUUCAUAACUGUUGGAGUAAGUCUUAACAAGAAUGGUAUCUUAAGUAUAAUCCACAAGAUUUAUCCCAAGAAUAGCAUCAACUAUAAAAUUUUGAGUAAAAGCAGUUUUACCAUUGGUUUCGUGUCUGUUCUGGAAAUUCUUGAAAUUGAACAGAAUAACACAUUGCAGACAUCUUUGAGCUCCAUUAAUCAGUUUUGGUUCCACAAAUUCAAACAGAUCUUGGUAUUUCCUAAAAAUUUCCAGAUUUCAUCAUCUACCGCAUUUAUCUUUGAACAUUUAACUAAUUUGGAAACUUUAAAGCAGACGCUUCCGAAGAUCAACACGAUUUCAUUGAAGCCCAACAAGGUUAACGAUUUCAAAGAGUACCUAUUUAGGAACUUCACCGCUAAUUCUCAAGUCAUCGGUUAUCAAGCACUUUACAAUUUCAAUAUCGUGUUGAUAAAUGCGAACAACAGUCUAGCAUCCAAAGUCGGGAGAUUAGAUAUUGCUAAUUCAGCGAAACAUCCAAGUGAAAAACUUGAAGAGUUGAACAAAAGAUUAUUAGAGGAACAAGAACUUAUUGAAUUCACAAUAUUUCAAUUCUUGAUCAAAGUGAUAGUCUCUUUCGAUUACCCCAUUAAGAAUGACAUUGAUAAGUUUGUAUUUAUGAACUAUUACUUGCUUCUUAACAAAUCUUUCGAGUUGCCGUUUAACGAUACGGAUAUUACAGUUACCUUGCAAAAUAAGUUUGUUACUGAGUCCUUCACCGUGAGCAAGACGGCGACAUUUUCAAAAUUGAUUCAGUCCAAUUCAGAACAUUAUUGGCCUAGAUGUGAGCUUACUUUACUACCACUCAUUGACGAAGUUAACCUCACUGAUGAGCUUGAAAGAUUCAACUACCUAUUGCGAAAACCAAGUCCUGAUGGGUUGGCUUGCGACCUUCUCAACACAUUGAGCUACUGUAUUAUUACUGGCAAUAAAAUUCACCACAGCUAG
This is a messenger RNA of Yamadazyma tenuis ATCC 10573, 2091 nucleotides long. The record is from RefSeq and is a predicted model, not a curated record. NCBI's taxonomy places the organism in Eukaryota, Fungi, Ascomycota, Pichiomycetes, Serinales, Debaryomycetaceae.